Molecule: messenger RNA, 2229 nt
Organism: Dracunculus medinensis (Guinea worm)
Lineage: Eukaryota; Metazoa; Nematoda; Chromadorea; Rhabditida; Dracunculidae
Source: the annotation of a GenBank genome assembly
AUGUGGAGGAUCCGCUGGACAAUGCAUCGUGCGCUUUCAUAUUCAUAUAGUCGUUUCCAUGAUUACCAGUGGCAACCAAUUCAUAAGGAAUGGGCUGAAAUCGCUAAAAAAGCUUUGAAAGGUAAGGAGGCGAGUGAUUUAAUUUGGCACACGGCGGAAGGUAUUGAUAUUAAGCCAUUGUAUACUGCGGAAGAUAGGGAAUGCGAUGUUGGCAAGAAAGCUGAGUUGCCCGGAAGUUUUCCAUAUACUCGUGGACCUUAUCCGACAAUGUACACUCAUCGACCAUGGACAAUUCGUCAAUAUGCUGGUUUUUCAACUGUUGAAGAAUCGAACAAAUUUUAUCGUGAUAACAUCAAAGCUGGGCAGCAAGGCCUUUCUGUAGCUUUUGAUUUAGCUACUCAUCGGGGUUAUGAUUCCGAUAAUCCACGUGUAUAUGGUGACGUUGGUAUGGCUGGUGUAGCUGUCGAUACGGUAGAAGAUAUGAAACGACUUUUCGAAGGCAUUCCAUUAGAUAAAAUGUCCGUUAGUAUGACGAUGAAUGGUGCAGUUAUACCAAUUUUAGCAAUGUUUAUCGCUGGUGCUGAGGAAACGGGUGUUCAACGAAAACAGUUGGCAGGUACAAUUCAGAAUGAUAUCCUGAAAGAGUUUAUGGUUCGCAACACAUAUAUAUAUCCUCCAGCCCCAUCGAUGCGAAUUAUUGGCGAUAUUUUUGCAUAUACAGCUAAAGAAAUGCCAAAAUUUAAUUCAAUCUCGAUAAGUGGUUAUCAUAUGCAGGAGGCUGGCGCUGAUGCUGUUCUUGAGAUGGCGUUUACAAUUGCAGAUGGCAUACAGUAUUGUCAAACAGGAUUAGAUGCUGGUCUAAAGAUUGAUGCUUUUGCUCCUCGAUUAUCCUUUUUCUGGGGCAUUUCUAUGAAUUUUUAUAUGGAGAUAGCGAAGAUGCGUGCGGGCCGUCGACUUUGGGCUACAUUGCUUAAGGAACGCUUUGAUCCCAAAAAUCCGCGUUCUAUGAUGUUGAGAACACACUCGCAAACUUCCGGAUGGUCACUUACGGAACAGGAUCCUUAUAAUAAUAUUAUUCGUACCACAAUCGAGGCAAUGGCAUCUGUUUUUGGUGGUACGCAAUCACUGCACACCAAUUCAUUCGAUGAAGCACUUGGUCUUCCAACUCCAUUUUCUGCCCGUAUCGCCCGUAAUACCCAAAUCAUUAUACAGGAAGAAUCGGGCAUAUGCAAGGUCGCUGAUCCAUGGGGUGGCUCAUAUAUGAUGGAAUCAUUAACCGAUGAACUGUACAACAAAGCUAGAAAGAUUAUUGAAGAUGUCGAUAAGUUAGGUGGAAUGGCCAAAGCUGUUGCCAGUGGUAUGCCAAAACUUCGAAUUGAAGAAGCUGCUGCGAAGAAACAAGCCCGUAUUGAUUCUGGUAAAGAAAUUAUUGUUGGUGUCAAUAAAUAUCGGUUAGAAAAGGAGGAAUGUGUCGAAGUAUUGCAUGUGGAUAAUGCUAAAGUACGUGAAAGUCAGACGGCCAAAUUGAAACAUAUCAGAGAGACAAGAGAUGCUAACCGAGCCAAAGCAGCUUUGGACCGAAUUACGGAAUAUGCAAAAGGUGAUGGAAAUCUUCUAGAGGCAGCAGUGGAAGCAGCUAGCGCUCGUUGUACUGUUGGUGAAAUUAGCGAUGCAAUGGAGAAAAUUUUUUCUAGGUAUGCAGCAACUAUUCGCAUGGUUAGCGGUGCAUAUAAAUCAGCAUUCGGUGAACAUAAUGAAAUCGAUGAAGUCAUGAAAUAUGUCAAAAAUUUUGCUAAGAAAGAGGGUCGCCAGCCGCGUAUAAUGGUUGCAAAGAUGGGACAAGAUGGACAUGAUCGAGGAGCAAAAGUUAUUUCAACAGGAUUUGCUGAUCUUGGUUUUGAUGUUGAUGUGGGACCACUUUUCCAAACACCGGAGGAAGCUGCACAACAAGCAGUGGACGCUGAUGUGCAUGUGGUCGGAGCAAGUAGCUUGGCAGCUGGUCACUUAACUCUUGUGCCUGCUUUAAUUGAACAACUGAAAAAACUUGGGCGACCUGAUAUACUUGUAAUUGCUGGGGGAGUUAUUCCUCCACAAGAUUAUGAUGCUCUUUAUAAGGCCGGUGUUGCUGCUAUUUUUGGUCCUGGAACUCGUCUUCCUGAUUGUGCUCUUGAGGUUAUUUUAUUACUAAACUUAGGACUUUUGAAUAUUUUUACGCUUAAGUUACUAUAG